Molecule: messenger RNA, 2277 nt
Organism: Pollicipes pollicipes
Lineage: Eukaryota; Metazoa; Arthropoda; Thecostraca; Pollicipedomorpha; Pollicipedidae
Product: zinc finger protein 345
Exons: 9
Coding region: 1-2277 (758 amino acids)
Biological process (GO): regulation of DNA-templated transcription
Molecular function (GO): RNA polymerase II cis-regulatory region sequence-specific DNA binding; DNA-binding transcription factor activity, RNA polymerase II-specific
Source: RefSeq, a predicted model, not a curated record
AUGACGUCCAGCGCGAUGGAGGAGCUGGAGGCCGACUCGCGUCGCUGCGUGCUGCUGACGCCAGUCAGCGGCAAUCAGCUGCUGCUGACGUCAGAGCUGGUUAGCCUGGACGGCGUGCGACUGCUGUCGUCUCAGGCGCCGCAGGCCGCCGCCACCGCCGCCGCCGCCGUCCGACCGCGCUGUCUAGUCUGCAGCGUCGAUCUCUCAGCCGAACUCAAGUCCUGGAACGUGCACGACACCCGCACCAAGGAGACCAGCCUCACGCUGCACAAGAGACUGUCGCUGAUACUGAACGAGGCCGUGGACGAGUGCAGCGAGUUCAUCUGCGAGACGUGCUUGGGCCUGGUGAACUUCGUGGACGAGUUCGAGCGUAAGGUCCGCAUGGCCGAGGCCGACCUGCGCUCCAAGUUCUUGCGGACGCGGCGCGGAACGGACGGCGGCGGUGACGGCGGCGAUGGCGGCGGCGGCGGGGGAGGCGGACAGCCGGACGAUGAUGUCAACACCAUGGUGGUGGAGCUCAGCAAUCCGUCCGACAACGACCAGGAGGACGAGGCGGCCGAGGACGACUCGCCGGUCGGCUCGGAGGCCGGCGAUGACUCGGCCGCGGCCGGCGUCUCGCAGGACGCGCCCUUCCCCUGCAGCGUGUGCCUGAAGUCGUUCUCGACCAAGUACGGCCUGUCCAUCCACCAGCGGGUGCACUAUGACGCCAAGAGCAACGUGUGCGAGUUCUGCAACAAGGCAUACCCGACGCGCGCCAAGCUGAUGAAGCACGUGCGCGCGCACACGGCCGAGCGCAAGUUCCAGUGUGUCGAGUGUGGCAAGCUGUUCCGUGCUCAGGAUCAGCUGGCCGUGCACGCCAAGUUCCAUAGCGGCGAGCGGGCGCACGUGUGCGACUACUGUGGCAAGGGAUUCGUGCAAGUGGGUGAUCUCAACAAGCACCACCGUAUUCACUCUGGUGAAAAGCCCUUCUCGUGUUUGGAGUGCGGCAAAUGCUUCAAGCGCUCUGACGAGUUGAAGAACCACCAGCGGUUCCACACGGGUGAGCGGCCGUACAACUGCGAGUUCUGCGGCAAGAUGUUCACGCAGAGCGGCGACCUGCGGCGACACCGGCGUAUCCACACGGGCGAAGAGCCCUACUCGUGCGAGUUCUGCGGCGUCCGGUUCCGGCGAACGGACCAGCUGCGGGCGCACGUGGGCAUCCACACGGGCGAGAAGGGCCACAUGUGCAGCCUGUGUGGCCGCGGCUUCUCCUCGUCCGAGCUUCUGGCCAAGCACACCGUCUCGCACACGGGCGUGCGGCCACACGCCUGCCCGCACGCCGGCUGCGCCAAGUCCUUCUUCCAGGCGGAAGAUCUGGCCAAGCACAGUCUGGUGCACAGCGGCGUGAAGCCGCACGCCUGCGAGUUCUGCACCAAGCGCUUCGUGCGCGAGGACUCGCUCAAGGUGCACCGGCGCGUGCACACGGGCGAGCGGCCGUUCUGCUGCGAGGACUGCGGCCGCAUGUUCAUCUCGCAGAGCUACCUGAACUCGCACCGACGCAUCAUGCACACCAACGAGAAGCCGCACCGCUGCCAGACGUGCGGCAAGUGCUUCCUCACGCGGACCUUGCUCACCGUGCACACGCGCUACCACACGGGCGAGCGGCCGUACCAGUGCGACCAGUGCAGCAAGUCCUACAUCCAGCAGGGCGACCUGCAGAACCACCUGCGCACGCACACCGGCGAGCGGCCGUACGUCUGCAAGGAGUGCGGCAAGGCGUUCGCCUCGCGCUCCCAGAUGGGCGCGCACGGUCGGCGCGUGCACGGCGGCGCGCGGGCGUUCGCCUGCGAACAGUGCGGCAAGGAGUUCGGCCAGGCGCACGAGCUGCGCGCGCAUGAGCGGCAGCACGCGGACGUAGCGCGACCGUUCGGCUGCGCGUUGUGCGGCAAGACGUUCGCGCAGCAGGGCUUCCUGCGCAAGCACCAGCUGACACACGGCGAGCAGCCGGCGCCGGCCGUCGAGCCGAUGGUGGAGCUGUUCGUGAUGGACCUGCCGGUGGCCGGCCAGUCGGCGGACGGGCAGCAGCCGGUGGCCGAGGCGGCGAUGUUUUCCGUGACGCGCGUCGCGGAGUGUGGUGAACGGGCGGACGUGCAGCUGGUUCAUUUCGUCAUCCCGGACGGUGUGCGUCCGAUUGACACUUGCUGCUCCAAACACGACAACGAAGACGACGACGACGACGACAACGACGAUGACGAGAGCGUGGAGGAAGAGGACGAUGAUGUGUACGAGACAAGAUGA